AUGGCGGGCCCAGAUCAGCAGAAGCAGCAUCAACAGCAGGUGGAGGAGGAGAAGGCCGAGCACAUCGAUGACGCCGAGAUGGCGCUGCAAGGCAUCAACAUGCUACUCAACAACGGCUUCAAGGAAAGCGACGAGCUUUUCAAGAGAUACAGGAGCCACAGCCCACUAAUGAGCUUUGGGGCAAGUUUUGUCAGCUUCUUGAAUGCCAUGAUGACGUUUGAGGAGGAAAAGAUGCAGAUGGCUUGCGACGACCUGAAGACCACCGAGAAGCUGUGUGAGAGCGACAGUGUCGGUGUACUGGAGACCAUCAGGAACAAGAUCAAGAAGAGCAUGGACUCUCAGAGGUCUGGCGUGGUGGUGGUGGAUCGUCUACAGAGACAGAUUAUUGUGGCCGACUGUCAGGUUUACCUGGCCGUGCUCUCCUUUGUCAAGCAAGAACUCUCAGCGUACAUUAAAGGCGGUUGGAUCCUCCGCAAGGCGUGGAAAAUGUAUAACAAAUGUCACAGCGACAUCAGCCAGCUGCAGGCUGCCUGCCAGCAGAACACCACAGAGAGCACCACCGAGAACACAACCCACACCGCACCGGACAACGCUAACCACAACGAGGCAGAGAGCGGUGUGACGGCCGAAGCCCUGGACCGCCUGAAGGGCUCGGUUAGCUUCGGCUACGGUUUGUUCCACCUGUGCAUCUCUAUGGUUCCCCCGCACCUUCUCAAGAUCAUCAACCUCUUGGGGUUUCCCGGAGACCGCCUCCAAGGCCUGGCUGCCCUCGCCUACGCUAGCGAAAGCAAGGACAUGAAGGCGCCGCUAGCUACAUUGGCCCUCUUGUGGUAUCACACGGUAGUGCUGCCAUUUUUCGCGCUAGACGGGUGUGACUCUCACGCUGGUCUGACGGAGGCUAAAGAGAUCUUGCACAGGAAGUCACUGGUCUACCCAAACUCUUCCCUCUUUAUCUUCUUCAAGGGACGUGUUCACAGGUUGGAGUGUCACAUCAACAGCGCUCUGGCCUGCUUCAACGACGCACUUGAACUGGCUUCCGACCAAAGGGAGAUCCAGCACGUGUGUCUGUACGAGAUCGGUUGGUGCAGCAUGAUCGAGAUGAACUUCGAAGACGCUCAUCAGUCUUUCGAGAGGCUGAAGAACGAGUCUAGAUGGUCGCAGUGUUAUUACGCGUACUUGACCGGAGUAUGUCAAGGAGCUUCAGGUGACUUAGACGGCGCCAGCGGAGUCUUCAAAGACGUGCAGAAGCUGUUCAAAAGAAAAAACAACCAGAUUGAGCAGUUCGCAGUCAAACGGGCUGAGCGUUUGAGGAAGAUUUCCCCCAGUAGAGAACUUUGCAUCAUGGGUGUCAUUGAGGUGUUGUACCUGUGGAAAGCGCUUCCCAACUGCUCCUCAACCAAGUUGCAGGUUAUGAACCAAGUCUUGCAGCGUCUUGACGAGGUGUCGUGCCGUGGCCUGAAACAUCUUCUUUUGGGUGCUGUCCACAAGUGUCAUGGCAAUACCAAAGACGCCGUUCAGUCCUUCCAGAUGGCGGCUAGAGACGAGUAUGGACGGCAGACAAAUUCGUACGUUCAGCCGUACGCCGUCUACGAGUUGGGCUGUGUGCUGCUAGCUAAACCAGAGACAGUGGGAAAGGGAAGAUCGUUCCUACUUCAAGCAAAGGAGGAUUUCACGGGCUACGACUUUGAAAACAGGCUUCACGUACGCAUCCAUUCGGCGUUAGCCUCUCUAAAGGAACUAGUGCCUCAGUGA
Messenger RNA from Nerophis lumbriciformis (worm pipefish), 1752 nucleotides. Lineage: Eukaryota; Metazoa; Chordata; Actinopteri; Syngnathiformes; Syngnathidae. The record is from RefSeq and is a predicted model, not a curated record.